AUGAAUCAACUACUUAAGACGAAAAGUCACCUUGGCCGAUUCGGCGUUCGUGCCUACACCUCUCGCAGGCCUCGACCUUGUAUUCUCAACUUUAGCACAACUAACAAGUUGUCAAACCCGAUUGAUCGUGCGACCGCCGCUCGCGAUUUUGUUGCCUUACUGACUCCCAUCGCGAACGCGGAGCAAGAGCCAGUCUUACCCAAGCCGUCCGGCGGGGAUGCUUCUUCCGUUCCCGACCGCCGCAAAGUCCUCUCCGCCAUCGAGUCGCUGCUCCAUACCCUGAAUCCGGAGCAGCCGUUGUACGCUGCAUUCCAUGACGGCCUGGUACACGAUCCGCUCGGCGGCGGUUCCUACGCCUUCCGGGAUGACCUUAUCAAACCUCUCCUGGAAGGCCUCAUGCACGAUGAAGCCCUCAAUCUUGACGCGUAUGCGGAAGCACGGCUGGCUGACAACAUUCCGAGUCGCCCAAUCGUCAUCCACGCAGGAGCACAGCCCAACAACUCACCACACUGCGGCACUCUCAUCGUCUUCUGCUAUGCCUUCGCGGUGGCUCGAGCGAUGCGGGACCGAAUGCAGGCCAUGGCCGCGCACAGUCGGGCUGUAUUCCAGCCUCCUCCUGUCUCAGUCAACAUAACCUUCGUCGACACGGCACCAGUCAAGGGAGAAGGACUCGAAAUCGACGGAAUCCACUACCAAAAGUCAUACCGAGACACGCCCAGCGCCUCAGCCACCUGGACAGGCGACUACCACGAAGUACUCAACCUCCUCUCCCGCUGGUCCAACAUCCCCGUCACAACAACCGUCCAAUCCGACUUCUUCUCCAACCCCUUCGUGCCGCAGCUGCUCGACUACUUCAUCACUAACCACCGCACCCUCGGCCGCCAGCUCUCCCCCAAGUACGGCACCCUCGCCCUGCGCGCCGCCUGCCCCAUUCCCGGCUGCAACCUCGCCGAAAAACACGGCCGCCUCAACCGCUACACCAAGAGCACCACCACCCCCGACACCCCCGCGGCAAUCAUAUUCCACUGCCCGCAUCACGGUCCCCACACCAUCCCCAUCACCCGCAACCCGCCCGCCCUCUCCCGCCUCGAAGCCAACGCCCCGACGCGCAACCUCCUCCGCAGCAUGAGCCACCUGCUCGACACCCACACGCACCACGUGCGCGUGACCGGCGCCGACUACGCGGGCGGGGUACCAGGAGGCGAUGCUCUACCGGCCGCUGGCGGAGUGGAGCGCAGCGAUGGGGGUGAAAGGGGGAGGGUGUUGGGGACGGCGGGGUUGGGGAGUUAUCGCGUGUUGAAGAGGGGGGUGGUGGGUGGUGAUAGGGUGGCGGGGGAUGAGGAGGGGUUGAGGAGGAUUUGGGAGGAGGUGGGGAGGUGGGUGGCGGAUCCGAGGAAGUUGUUUCGGUGUUAUUCGGUGGAGUACUUGAGGAGGGUGAUUGUUGAGGGGAGGGCGUGGGAGUGA
Molecule: messenger RNA, 1464 nt
Organism: Chaetomium globosum CBS 148.51
Lineage: Eukaryota; Fungi; Ascomycota; Sordariomycetes; Sordariales; Chaetomiaceae
Exons: 2
Coding region: 1-1464 (487 amino acids)
Biological process (GO): tRNA aminoacylation for protein translation
Molecular function (GO): ATP binding; aminoacyl-tRNA ligase activity
Source: RefSeq, a predicted model, not a curated record